Messenger RNA from Fragaria vesca subsp. vesca, 1533 nucleotides. RefSeq lists its product as uncharacterized. The record is from RefSeq and is a predicted model, not a curated record. Bases 1 to 1533 code for a protein of 510 amino acids. Lineage: Eukaryota; Viridiplantae; Streptophyta; Magnoliopsida; Rosales; Rosaceae. The transcript has 6 exons.
AUGAGGACGACGGGUUUAUUCCAUCGAAUUGCAGAUGCCGUCAAAGCUCACGACAAUUUCUUUAUGCAACAACGCGAUGGUAUUGGUAAGCUCGGUUUGUCAUCCUUGCAAAAACUUACUGCUGCUUUUCGAAUGAUUGCUUAUGGGGCACCAGCUGAUUCCCUUGAUGAUUAUUUAAAAAUUGGUGAGUCUACUGCAAUUCGAUGUUUGAAAAGGUUUUGUCGAGCUGUUAUAGACGUCUUCGGAGCUCGCUAUCUAAGAACGCCUAACACCGAGGAUGUCGCAAGAAUUCUAUAUAUAGGUGAAGAACGUGGCUUUCCUGCAGAAGGUAAAUCUCCUCCUGCUCAUUAUAAGAUUCUAGAUAAAGAUUAUGACACCGGUUAUUAUUUGGCUGAUGGCAUAUAUCCCAAGUGGUCUACAUUGGUACAAACUAUUCAUGAUCCUCAAGGUCCAAAAAAAGCACAUUUUGCAAAAAAUCAAGAGUCAUGUAGGAAGGAUGUUGAGCGAGCAUUUGGAGUUCUUCAAUCACGCUGGGCAAUUGUGAAAGGACCUGCACGUUUUUGGGAUAAAUAUGUUUUGCAUGAUAUAAUGACUACAUGCAUCAUAAUGCAUAACAUGAUAAUCGAAGAUGAGCGUGAUCUAAGUGCUCCGAUUAAAGAUUUCAACCGGGCUCCUCCAUUAUCCAUUGAGCUGGUAAGUAAUGAAGAUACACGGUUCCAAGAGUUCCUUGCUCGAUAUAGGAUUGCACUACGGAACGCGUUGAUUGAGCAUCAAUGGAACCGACAUGAUCCUAUCGAUGGUGUUAACCAAAAGAAGGAUAAAGUAUGGGCGAGGAUCACUGAAUUGUGGAAUCAAGAUAAGGAUGAGAAUCAGACGAGAACAUCCAAGUCUCUUCAAAGUCGAUUUGUUGAUCUUACUUACUGUGUAAGCAAAUUUCGUGGUGCUGUUCGUCAAGUGGAAGAUGACAAUCCAAGCAGUGCAAAUGAGAAAGAUAUUUGUGCCAAAGCAAAACAAAUUCUACUAGAUGAUCCUAACUUCACAAAGAAGAAACUUCAGUUUGAUCAUGUGUGGCAUAUUCUUAAGGAUGCUGAAAAGUGGGCCGAUACAGAUGAAGACGAACAAGAGCUAUAUAAUGAUGAACUCGGCACGUCUCGUCGACCCAUUGGUGUAAAGAAAGCAAAGCUGAAAAGGAAAGAGGCCAAUGAGCAGACCAAGAUUGCUAAACAAAACAGAGAAUCCAAUCAAGAAUUGAAGGAGUUAUUUGAAAAAAGUGGUUCACAAGGACCUUUCAACUCUGGUAACUUUGCUAGCCCAUUUCAAUUUCCAACUACAUUUGGUGGAUAUGGGAAUCACCAUGGAGUAGCAGCUGGAUAUGGUGGAGUCCCUCAUUACGGAGGAAGUGAUGGAUCGGGAACAAGUGAUGCACAUGGAGGAUCGCGACAAUUCAGAGAUAGCGGUGGAUCUGAGACACAUAGCGGAUAUGGACUCAUGCCAGAACAUGGAAGAGAUGAUGAUGAUCUGACGAAUUUCUAA